AUUGCUUUGUUGUUGUGCAAUCUUUUUUCUGAAGCUCCGAAGGGGUUCACAAUCACACAAUCAAUCGUCGGAGCUACUACUACAGUCAGUACCAAUAGCUCUUCUUCUUGGGUGAAAUAGCUAGUUGUUUUGCUAGCUAGUAGUGCUCCGUGGGAUACCUGAUGCAUCCAUCAUCACCAUGGGGUUUUCCUUGACUUGUCGUCGUCCAACUAAGGACGAUGACUCUACCGCUGCAAGACCGUCCUCUCUGCUUCUUCUACUUCUACUGCUUCUACUUGUAUCAUCGUUUCCAGUGGUUGUGGACGCCGACAAGGAUUCCAACAUGUAUCCAUGGGGCUUCAAUCCCAACACACAUUUCAAGUCGUACUGGAAAGACGCGGCCAAUAUCCUGGAAGAUUUGGAUCAGUUCCAAGCCCUUUACAUUACCGUCCACGGCUGUGUGUGGUCCGAAUGUGGCGUCGACGACUUUGACGACGACGGCGAGAAUCACGAUGGAGACGAACAAUGGUACGAGACGCGCACGCGCACAUUCUGUGCCAAUGCCGCCUACAGUCUCUAUGGCAUUCGCAAAAACAAUUUCAAAUUGGUCAAUACAUGCAGCAAGGGAACCUACAUUAAUACAUUCUUUACGUAUGAAGGAGCCGAUACGUUGGCGCGGGCACUGGAAUUGAGUAUCAAUGAAAACAAGGACGACAGUCGAUACUCGACCAAAGAUGAUGAUUCUUAUGGGACGAGUAAUUCAGACUGUGUUGCUGUCGAUGGGAAUGGACGAAGACAACGUCAUUUGGAAGACAAUAGCAAUGAAGACGACCAACAAAAUCAACAGCAAUAUGAUUACGAGACGGAUGAUGGUGGAGAUCCCUAUUCGGGAGUUGUCUCCACCACCAUGGGAUGUGCCGCCAGUGCUACCAGCAAGUACAACAAGUUUGUAUUGGCCGGGUUUGACGAUCAGUAUUGCAGUGGACAACACUACCUCAAGACGGUCGAUAACCUCAAGACGUACAAUCGAGCGUUGCACAAGGUAUCCUGUACCCGCAUUUGGGAACUCCGGAAUCAAAACAACAAUAACAACAAUGAUGAUGCUUAUAACAAUCAGAACAAUAACAAUGGAGACAAUCGCCGCCACCUGGACAACAACAACAAUAACAAUCAGUACAAGCGCGUCUACAACUCGAUCGCGGAACAAUUGCUCUACCACAGUUGGGCAUGCGAUCUCAGUCUCUAUCCCAACCAAUGUCCCGAUCCAUACGGACUCAAGCGCAAGUACUACAAUGUCAUGAAGUCGGCCGCCAAUGGACAACCCAUUGGAUUCGCCGUGUGGAAUGCAAGACUCCGUAUACCCAUCAAGUUCUUGACAUGGCUGCUCUUCCUCACGGGCAUGUACUUGGCAUGCUUUGCCUAUUACAUUCGAAACAAGGACUUUAUUGCCGAAAAGGGCGGUGGCGUUCGGGGGUGGGGUCACUUGCUCCGACGCGAUGUAGUCGCCGGAUCGGCGGCCGUUUCCGCGUCGGUUGCCAAGGUACGCGAGAGUUCCCGGAGUAACAAAUCCUCCAAAUCGUCGCGCUCCAAGUCGGGAUCCUCGUCCUCCUCCAAGAAUGCCAACAAGGGAUGGUUUGCCGCCAUCUUUGGCGGCAAGAGGAAAAAGAAGAAGAAGAAAAAGAAGGGACAAAAAGAUGCAAGCGGUGGUGGCAGCAGCAGCAAGCGAUCCUUGCAACGAACUCCCUCGGGGCGAAUCCUGGAGAAUGAUGAAGUCUCGGCUUACACGGAAAUGACGGACGAUUACCAGAACAGUCAACGAUCGGGACGCUCCAGUCGCUACACUUCGGCCAACUUUUCUUCCUCUCGGACAUCCAAGGCCGCCGAAGCGGCAUUUGCCGCGGCGGCACAGUUUGAUCUGGAACAGCAGCAACAGCAAAAUCAACCAACCUACAUGGUUCAUCCCGAUAUUUUACCACGUCAAAACAGCAUGUCACGUCAAAACAGCAUGGGUGGUCAAAGCGAACGCAGUGGCAGAAGUCGACGCAGCAGUCGGAGCAAUCGCAGUCGAUCCAGCAAUCGCAGUCGCAGUCGACAACGAGCGGCGUCCAUGACGCCCGUGCGACGAACGGUGGUGGAUGCCAGUCCGACAAGAUCACCGGGUGGAACCAGUGUGCGAAGCAGUCGACGUUCUCGCAGUCAAUCGUCCGAACGACGCGUCUUUGUGUAAAAAAAGUCGUACAACUAAAUAACUAAUGAAUGCGUGUUGUGGUGGAAUGAAACAGGGGAAAUCCUUAAAACGACAUUAUACAUGUAGGCAGUCAGUCAACACAGAUUCAUGAAGGAGUUGUCGGUUAGCUAUGUAUUGAUAGAUUUCCAUUAUUGA
Molecule: messenger RNA, 2362 nt
Organism: Seminavis robusta
Lineage: Eukaryota; Bacillariophyta; Bacillariophyceae; Naviculales; Naviculaceae
Source: the annotation of a GenBank genome assembly